Toxorhynchites rutilus septentrionalis is the source of this 8966-nucleotide messenger RNA. RefSeq lists its product as uncharacterized. Lineage: Eukaryota; Metazoa; Arthropoda; Insecta; Diptera; Culicidae. The coding region runs from base 36 to 8966 and encodes 2976 amino acids. The transcript is spliced from 3 exons. The record is from RefSeq and is a predicted model, not a curated record.
CGGACGGACGCAAUAUAGAAAGUAGUGGAAAAACGAUGCGUUCGACAGAAUACUUUUCGGCCAACAUGUGGUUAUUGCAAUUGCUAGGAUGGAUGGGGUGUUGCUUCCUGAUGGUGCAGUGUCGAAGUGAUAGUGUAACACUCAGUCUGAUCAAUAUUCGAAAUAGAAUUAUGACGGCGCAAACAACUGAUAGUGAAGCUCAUUUUUAUACAACAACAAAAUCGCUGCCAACUAUCAUAUCGAACGGGGAUGUAACGACUUCGGUCUUAACUACAAUAACGACAACGCAAACUACUGACAAUUCGACGUUUACGACAACCGAAACCCUGCCAACAAAAACACCAGAAAUUGAUGUUGGGACUUCGGAAAAUAUACUGAUCAUAACAGAACAAACGGAAAACAAUUCAUCGAUUACAACAUCAGAGACUCCAAUGACGACAUCAGAAGUUAAUGCUACGACGUCGGAGAAUAAUUCAAUUACGACAACGCAGAGAACCAACAUUUCCCCGAUUAUAUCAUCUGAGGCUCCAGUGACAACAUUGGAAGUCGAUGCUACUACAUCUGAGAACAUCCCAAUGACGACAGCGCAGACAACCAACAAUUCCCCGAUCACAACAUCUGAGGCUCCAAUAACAACAUUGGAAGUCGACGCUACAACGUCCAAGAAUACUCCAAUUACAACAGCGCAAACUGGAGCUCCAAUAACGACAUUGGAAGUCGAUGCUACAACAUCCGAAUAUACUCCAAUUACGACAGCGCAGACGACUAACAAUUAUCCGAUCACAGCAUCUGAGGCUCCAAUAACAACAUUGGAAGUCGAUGCUACAACAUCUGAGAACAAUCCAAUGACGACAGCGCAGACAACCAACAAUUCCCCGAUCACAUCAUCUGAAGCCCCAAUAACUACAUUGGAAGUCGAUGCUACAACAUCUGAUAACAUUCCAAUUACGACAUCGCAGACAACUGACAAAUCCUCGAUUACAUUGUCCGAGACUCUAGUGACAACAUUGGAAGUCGAUGGUACAAUGUCCGAAAAUACUCCAAUUACGAUAACGCAAACUGAAGCUCCAAUAACGACAUUGGAAGUCGAUGCUACAACGUCCGAAUAUACGCCAAUUACGACAGCGCAGACAACCGAAAAUUCCCCGAUCACAACGUCCGAGACUCUAGUGACAACAUUGGAAGUCGAUGCCACAACAUCCGAGAAUACUCCAAUUACAACAGCGCAAACUGAAGCUCCACUAACGACAUUAGAAGUCUUUGCUACAACAUCUGAGAACAUUCUAAUUACCACAGCGCAGACAACCAACAAUUCCUCGAUCACAUCAUCUGAGGCUCUAGUGACUACAAUGGAAGGCGAUGCUGCUACAUCUGAGAACAUUCUCAUAACGACAGCGCAGACAACCAACAAUUUCCCGAUCACAUCAUCUGAGGCUCCAGUGACAACAUUGGAAGUCGAUGCUACAACAUCUGAGAACAUUCCAAUUACGACAUCGCAGACAACUGACAAUUCCCCGAUUACAACGUCCGAGACUCCAAUGACAACAUUGGAAGUCGAUGCUACAAUGUCCGAAAAUACUCCAAUUAUGAUAGCGCAAACUGAAGCUCCAAUAACGACAUUGGAAGUCGAUGCUACAACGUCCGAAUAUACUCCAAUUACGACAGCGCAGACAACCAACAAUUAUCCGAUCACAACAUCUGAGGAUCCAAUGACAACAUUGGAAGUCGAUGCUACAACAUCUGAGAACAUUCCGAUGACGACAGCGCAGACAACCAACAAUUAUCCAAUCACUGCAUCUGAGGCUCCAAUGACAACAUUAGAAGUCGAUGCUACAAUGUCGGAAAAUACUUCAAUUACGAUAACGCAAACUGAAGCUCCAAUAACGACAUUGGAAGUCGAUGAUAUAACGUCCGAAUAUACUCCAAUUACGACAACGCAGACAACCGAAAAUUCCCCGAUCACAACAUCUGAGGCUCCAAUGACAAUAUUGGAAGUCGAUGCUACAACAUCUGAGGACAUUCCAAUUACGACAUCGCAGACAACUGACAAUUCCCCGAUUACAACGUCCGAGACUCCAGUGACAACAUUGGAAGUCGAUGCAACAAAGUCCGAAAAUACUCCAAUUAUGAUAGCGCAAACUGAAGCUCCAAUAACGACAUUGGAAGUCGAUGCUACAACGUCCGAAUAUACUCCAAUAACGACAGCGCAGAUAACCAACAAUUAUCCGAUCACAUCAUCUGAGGCUCCAGUGACUACAUUGGAUGUCGAUGCUACAACAUCUGAGAACAUUCCAAUUACAACAUCGCAGACAACUGACAAAUUCCCGAUUACAACGUCCGAGACUCCAGUGACAACAUUGGAAGUCGAUGCUACAAUGUCCGAAAAUACUCCAAUUACGAUAACGCAAACUGAAGCUCCAAUAACGACAUUGGAAGUCGAUGAUACAACGUCCGAAUAUACUCCAAUUACGACAACGCAGACAACCGAAAAUUCCCCGAUCACAACAUCUGAGGCUCCAAUGACAAUAUUGGAAGUCGAUGCUACAACAUCUGGGAACAUUCCAAUUACGACAUCGCAGACAACUGACAAUUCCCUGAUUACAACGUCCGAGACUCCAGUGACAACAUUGGAAGUCGAUGCUACAAUGUCCGAAAAUACUCCAAUUACGAUAGCGCACACUGAAGCUCCAAUAACGACAUUGGAAGUCGACGCUAUAACAUCCGAGAAUACUCCAAUUACAACAGCGCAAACUGAAGCUCCAAUAACGACAAUGGAAGUCGUUGCUACAACAUCUGAGAACAUUCCAAUUACAACAGCGCAGACAACCAACAAUUCCCCGAACACAUCAUCUGAGGCUCCAGUGACAACAUUAGAAGUCGAUGCUACUACAUCUGAGAACAUUCCAAUGACGACAGCGCAGACAACCAACAAUUCCUCGAUCACAUCAUCUGAGGCUCCAAUGAUAACAUUGGAAGUCGAUGCUACAAUGUCCGAAAAUACUCCAAUUACGAUAGCGCACACUGGAGCUCCAAUAACGACAUUGGAAGUCGAUGCUACAACGUCUGAGAAUACUCUAAUUACGACAGCGCAGACAACCAACAAUUAUUCGAUCACAACAUCUGAGGCUCCAAUGACAACAUUGGAAGAUGAUGCUACAACAUCUGAGAACACUCCAAUUACGACAACGCCGACAAUCGACAAUUCCCCGAUCACAACGUCCGAGACUCCAAUGACAACAUUGGAAGUCGAUGCUACAGCAUCUGAGAACAUUCCAAUUACGACAUCGCAGACAACUGACAAUUCCCCGAUUACAACGUCCGAGACUCCAGUGACAACAUUGGAAGUCGAUGCUACAAUGUCCGAAAAUACUCCAAUUACGAUAACGCAAACUGAAGCUCCAAUAACGACAUUGGAAGUCGAUGCUACUACGUCCGAAUAUACUCCAAUUACGACAGCGCAGACAACCGAAAAAUCCCCGAUCACAACGUCCGAGACUCUAGUGACAACAUUGGAAGUCGAUGCCACAACAUCCGAGAAUACUCCGAUUACAACAGCGCAAACUGAAGCUCCAAUAACGACAUUGGAAGUCGUUGCUACAACAUCUGAGAACAUUCCAAUUACAACAUCGCAGACAACUGACAAUUUCCCGAUUACAACGUCCGAGACUCCAGUGACAACAUUGGAAGUCGAUGCUACAAUGUCCGAAAAUACUCCAAUUAUGAUAGCGCAAACUGAAGCUCCAAUAACGACAUUGGAAGUCGAUGCUACAACGUCCGAAUAUACUCCAAUUACGACAGCGCAGACAACCAACAAUUAUCCAAUCACAACAUCUGAGGGUCCAAUGACAACAUUGAAAGUCGAUGCUACAACAUCUGAGAACAUUCCAAUGACGACAGCGCAGACAACCAACAAUUCCCCGAUCACAUCACCUGAGGCUCCAGUGACAACAUUAGAAGUCGACGCCACAACAUCCGAGAAUACACCAAUUACAACAGCGCAGACAACCGGCAAUUCCUCGAUCGCAACAUCUGAAGCUCCAAUAACGACAUUGGAAGUCGAUGCUACAACGUCCGAAUAUACUCCAAUAACGACAGCGCAGACAACCAACAAUUAUCCGAUCACAUCAUCUGAGGAUCCAGUGACUACAUUGGAAGUCGAUGCUACAACAUCUGAGAACAUUCCAAUUACAACAUCGCAGACAACUGACAAAUUCCCGAUUACAACGCCCGAGACUCCAGUGACAACAUUGGAAGUCGAUGCUACAAUGUCCGAAAAUACUCUAAUUACGUUAACGCAAACUGAAGCUCCAAUAACGACAUUGGAAGUCGAUGAUACAACGUCCGAAUAUACUCCAAUUACGACAACGCAGACAACCGAAAAUUCCCCGAUCACAACAUCUGAGGCUCCAAUGACAAUAUUGGAAGUCGAUGCUACAACAUCUGAGAACAUUCCAAUUACGACAUCGCAGACAACUGACAAUUCCCCGAUUACAACGUCCGAGACUCCAGUGACAACAUUGGAAGUCGAUGCUACAAUGUCCGAGAAUACUCCGAUUACAACAGCGCAAACUGAAGCUCCAAUAACGACAUUGGAAGUCGUUGCUACAACAUCUGAGAACAUUCCAAUUACAACAUCGCAGACAACUGACAAUUUCCCGAUUACAACGUCCGAGACUCCAGUGACAACAUUGGAAGUCGAUGCUACAAUGUCCGAAAAUACUCCAAUUAUGAUAGCGCAAACUGAAGCUCCAAUAACGACAUUGGAAGUCGAUGCUACAACGUCCGAAUAUACUCCAAUAAGGACAGCGCAGAUAACCAACAAUUAUCCGAUCACAUCAUCUGAGGCUCCAGUGACUACAUUGGAUGUCGAUGCUACAACAUCUGAGAACAUUCCAAUUACAACAUCGCAGACAACUGACAAAUUCCCGAUUACAACAUCUAAGGCUCCAGUGACAACAUUGGAAGUCGAUGCUACAACGUCCGAGAAUAAUCCAAUUACGACAGCGCAGACAACCGACAAUUUUCCGAUUACAACAUCUGAGGCUCCAAUAACAACAUUGGAAGUCGACGCUACAACGUCCGAGAAUACUCCAAUUACAACAGCGCAGACAACCGAAAAUUUCCCGAUAACAACAUCUGAGGCUCCAGUGACAUUAUUGGAAGUCGAUGCUACAACGUCCGAGAAUAAUCCAAUUACAACAGCGCAGACAACCGACAACUCUCCGAUUACAACAUCUGGAGCUCCAAUAACAAUAUUGGAAGUCGACGCUACAACUUCCGAGAAUAAUCCAAUUACGGCAGCGCAGACAACCGACAACUCUCCGAUUACAACAUCUGAGGCUCUAAUAACAACAUUGGAUGUCGAAGCUACAACGUCCGAGAAUACUCCAACAACGCAGAUAACCGAAAAUUCCCCGAUCACAACAUCUAAGGCUCCAUUGACAACAUUGGAAGUCGAUGCUACAACGUCCGAGAAUAUUCCAAUUACGGCAGCGCAGACAACCGACAACUCUCCGAUUACAACAUCUGAGGCUCUAAUAACAACAUUGGAAGUCGACGCCACAACUUCCGAGAAUAUUCCAAUUACAACAGCGCAGACAACCGAAAAUUUCCCGAUCACAACAUCUGAGACUCCAGUGACAUUAUUGGAAGUCGAUGCUACAACGUCCGAGAAUAAUCCAAUUACGACAGCGCACACAACCGACAACUCUCCGAUUACAACAUCUGAGGCUCCAAUAACAAUAUUGGAAGUCGACGCUACAAAUUCCGAGAAUAAUCCAAUUACGGCAGCGCAGACAACCGACAAUUCCCCGAUCACAACGUCCGAGACUCCAGUGACAACAUUAGAAGUCGACGCCACAACAUCCGAGAAUACAUCAAUUACAACAGCGCAGACAACCGAAAAUUCCCAGAUCACAAUAUCUGAGGCUCCAGUGACAACAUUAGAAGUCGAUGCUACCAUUUCCGAAAAUACUUCAAUUACAACAGCGCAAAUCACCGAAAAUUCCCCGAUCACAACAUCUGAAGAUCUGAUGAAAGCCUCAGAGGUCGACGUUACAAUGUCCGAGAGUACUCCAACAACGCAGAUAACCGGAAAUUCCCCGAUCACAACAUCUAAGGCUCCAUUGACAACAUUGGAAGUCGAUGCUACAACGUCCGAGAAUACUCCAAUUACGGCAGCGCAGACAACCGACAUCUCUCCGACUACAACAUCUGAGGCUCUAAUAACAGCAUUGGAAGUCGACGCUACAACUUCCGAGAAUAAUCCAAUUACGGCAGCGCAGACAACCGACAAUUCCCCGAUCACAACGUCCCAGACUCCAGUGACCACAUUAGAAGUCGACGCCACGACUUCCGAGAAUACUCCAAUUACAACAGCGCAGACAACCGAAGAAACACCAUUGGAAGUCGAUGCUACAACGUCCGAAUAUACAACAAUUACGGCAGCGCAGACAACCGACAACUCUCCGAUUACAACAUCUGAGGAUCUAAUAACAACAUUGGAAGUCGAAGCUACAACGUCCGAGAAUACUCCAACAACGCAGAUAACCGAAAAUUCCCCGAUCACAACAUCUAAGGCUCCAUUGACAACAUUGGAAGUCGAUGCUACAACGUCCGAGAAUAUUCUAAUUACGGCAGCGCAGACAACCGACAACUCUCCGAUUACAACAUCUGAGGCUCUAAUAACAACAUUGGAAGUCGACGCCACAACUUCCGAGAAUACUCCAAUUACAACAGCGCAGACAACCGAAAAUUUCCCGAUCACAACAUCUGAGACUCCAGUGACAUUAUUGGAAGUCGAUGCUACAACGUCCGAGAAUAAUCCAAUUACGACAGCGCACACAACCGACAACUCUCCGAUUACAACAUCUGAGGCUCCAAUAACAAUAUUGGAAGUCGACGCUAUAACUUCCGAGAAUAAUCCAAUUACGGCAGCGCAGACAACCGACAAUUCCCCGAUCACAACGUCCGAGACUCCAGUGACAACAUUAGAAGUCGACGCCACAACAUCCGAGAAUACAUCAAUUACAACAGCGCAGACAACCGAAAAUUCCCAGAUCACAAUAUCUGAGGCUCCAGUGACAACAUUAGAAGUCGAGGCUACCAUUUCCGAAAAUACUCCAAUUACAACAGCGCAAAUCACCGAAAAUUCCCCGAUCACAACAUCUGAAGCUCUGAUGACAGCAUCAGAGGUCGACGUUACAAUGUCCGAGAGUACUCCAACAACGCAGAUAACCGGAAAUUCCCCGAUCACAACAUCUAAGGCUCCAUUGACAACAUUGGAAGUCGAUGCUACAACGUCCGAGAAUACUCCAAUUACGGCAGCGCAGACAUCCGACAUCUCUCCGAUUACAACAUCUGAGGCUCUAAUAACAGCAUUGGAAGUCGACGCUACAACGUCCGAGAAUACUCCAAUUACAACAGCGCAGACAACCGAAAAUUUCCCGAUCACAACAUCUGAGACUCCAGUGACAUUAUUGGAAGUCGAUGCUACAACGUCCGAGAAUAAUCCAAUUACGACAGCGCACACAACCGACAACUCUCCGAUUACAACAUCUGAGGCUCCAAUAACAAUAUUGGAAGUCGACGCUACAACUUCCGAGAAUAAUCCAAUUACGGCAGUGCAGACAACCAACAAUUUCCCGAUCACAACGUCCCAGACUUCAGUGACCACAUUAGAAGUCGACGCCACGACUUCCGAGAAUACUCCAAUUACAACAGCGCAGACAACCGAAGAAACACCAUUGGAAGUCGAUGCUACAACGUCCGAAUAUACAACAAUUACGGCAGCGCAGACAACCGACAACUCUCCGAUUACAACAUCUGAGGCUCUAAUAACAACAUUGGAAGUCGAAGCUACAACGUCCGAGAAUACUCCAACAACGCAGAUAACCGAAAAUUCCCCGAUCACAACAUCUAAGGCUCCAUUGACAACAUUGGAAGUCGAUGCUACAACGUCCGAGAAUAUUCCAAUUACGGCGGCGCAGACCGCCGACAACUCUCCGAUUACAACAUCUGAGGCUCUAAUAACAACAUUGGAAGUCGACGCCACAACUUCCGAGAAUACUCCAAUUACAACAGCGCAGACAACCGAAAAUUUCCCGAUCACAACAUCUGAAACUCCAGUGACAUUAUUGGAAGACGAUGCUACAACGUCCGAGAAUAAUCCAAUUACGACAGCGCACACAACCGACAACUCUCCGAUUACAACAUCUGAGGCUCCAAUAACAAUAUUGGAAGUCGACGCUACAACUUCCGAGAAUAAUCCAAUUACGGCAGCGCAGACAACCGACAAUUCCCCGAUCACAACGUCCGAGACUCCAGUGACAACAUUAGAAGUCGAUGCCACAACAUCCGAGAAUACAUCAACUACAACAGCGCAGACAACCGAAAAUUCCCAGAUCACAAUAUCUGAGGCUCCAGUGACAACAUUAGAAGUCGAUGCUACCAUUUCCGAAAAUACUCCAAUUACAACAGCGCAAAUCACCGAAAAUUCCCCGAUCACAACAUCUGAAGCUCUGAUGACAGCAUCAGAGGUCGACGUUAGAAUGUCCGAGAGUACUCCAACAACGCAGAUAACCGGAAAUUCCCCGAUCACAACAUCUAAGGCUCCAUUGACAACAUUGGAAGUCGAUGCUACAACGUCCGAGAAUAAUCCAAUUACGGCAGCGCAGACAACCGACAUCUCUCCGAUUACAACAUCUGAGGCUCUAAUAACAGCAUUGGAAGUCGACGCUACAACGUCCGAGAAUACUCCAAUUACAACAGCGCAGACAACCGAAAAUUUCCCGAUCACAACAUCUGAGACUCCAGUGACAUUAUUGGAAGUCGAUGCUACAACGUCCGAGAAUAAUCCAAUUACGACAGCACAGACAACCGACAACUCUCCGAUUACAACAUCUGAGGCUCCAGUAACAAUAUUGGAAGUCGACGCUACAACACAAUUCCCCGAUCGCAACUUCUGA